CCAUGAGCAUGAUUGAAAAAAAUAUGGAUGCGAACGUUAUUUUAUUUGAUAAACAAUUCGAAUUUUAGAUUGAUUCAUAUUGUGUAAAGUGAUGUUAAUUAUUUAAUUAUUACCGAAUAAUCAUCUCUGCAUUUAUUGUGUAAUAUUAAUACCCUCAUAAGUUACUAAUUGACGAUUCACCGACUAAAUUCUUGCAGUUUUAAAUUCGGAACAGCGAACAGUACUUCCUUCGUACAGAUGGCAGUGCCAGAUCCUAAAAUCGUCACAUUAUCGAAUUAUCUGACUCAAACUUUGAGUCCAGAUACGAGUAUCAGAAAACCCGCCGAGCAAAUUCUUAAGAAUGCGGAAUCGCAACCAGAUUUCCCCGAAUUACUGUUGAAAAUCAUAGCCGAGGAAUCAAUCGAUCUGACGGUCAGAAUAUGUGCCGCUGUAGUGUUCAAGAAUUACAUAAAAAAUAAUUGGAAAGUUGAUCAAGACAACACCGACGACAAGAUUAGCGAAGAAACUAGAAAAUGUAUUAAAACGUAUAUAAUAGAUUUAAUGCUCCAGUCCGGUGAAGCUAUACAGAAGCAGUUAAGCGAUGCUGUUUCAAUCAUAGGAAAAUACGAUUUCCCCGAUAAAUGGAGUGGAUUAUUAGAACAGAUGAUACAGAAAUUCAGCACAGGCAACUUUCACAUCAUCAAUGGAGCCCUGCGUACGGCGCAUUCGUUAUUUAAAAAAUAUCGUUACGAAUUUAAAUCGCAAGCUUUAUGGACCGAGAUCAAAUUCGUCUUGGAUACGUUUGCUAAACCGUUGACCGAUCUAUUUAUCAUAACGAUGCAAACGGCCGAAACACAGACAACUGAUCUGCCCAUCAUUUACAAUUCGUUGUUAUUUAUUACCAAAAUAUUCUAUUCGCUUAAUUUUCAAGAUUUACCGGAAUUUUUCGAAGAUAAUAUGGCCCCUUGGAUGAAUAAUUUCCAAAUCUUGCUUACGAAAAAUGUACCUUCUUUACAAUCGAGUGAUGACGAAGAAGCUGGCGUUAUUGAACAAAUACGUUCCCAAAUCUGCGAAAAUGUCGUCAUGUACGCGACUAAAUACGACGAAGAAUUCACCUCGUAUUUACGCAAUUUUGUCGACACGAUUUGGAAUUUAUUAACUUCGCUCGGUCCUCAACAAAAAUACGAUCUUCUUGUAACGAACGGGCUCAACUUCUUAUCUACGGUUGCUGAUCGUGCCCAGUACCAAAAUCUAUUCGAGAAUCCCGAAGUAUUGAAGAGUAUUUGCGAGAAAGUCAUCUUCCCUAAUAUUGAAUUCAGAACCUGCGAUGAAGAAAUGUUCGAAGAUAAUCCAGACGAGUACAUUAGAAGAGAUAUCGAAGGAUCCGACGUUGAUACCAGACGAAAAGCCGCUUGCGAUUUGAUCAAAGUCUUGGCUAAAUUCUUGGAACCUCAAAUUAAAUCUGUAUUUCUUACUUACGUACAAACCAUGCUACAAGAUUACACGCAGAAUAAGAACUGGAAAAGCAAAAAUGCCGCGAUAUAUUUAGUUACAUCUUUGGAAUCUCGCGGUCAGACGCAGAAAUUCGGCGUUACCAAAACCAGUAAUAUCGUUAAUUUGACCGAAUUCGCCAUCGAGCACAUUAUUUCCGAGUUACAAAAACCUGGCGUUGAUCUACCGGUCAUAAAAGCUGAUUGUAUACGAUACAUCAUGACCUUUAGAAGUGUCCUACCGAGUCAAUUAAUCGUUAAUUCGCUACCUUUAGUUAGUAAUCAAUUGACGUGUAAUAGCAAAGUAGUCCAUUCGUACGCUGCUGUGUGUUUGGAGAAAAUUUUACUCAUAAAGGAUCAACAAACACAGAAACCUAUGGUCGACAGCGCUGCUUUAUCCACCAUCGCUGAUCAAAUUAUGACUAAUUUAUUCGGUGUUUUGAAAAAAGAAGGAUCCGAAGAGAACGAUUAUAUCAUGAAAGCUAUACUGAGAACUUUGGCGGUAUUGAACGAGAAAUCUAUUCCACUGCUGGAAAACGUUUUACGGAAUUUAAUGGCAAAAUUAGAAAUGGUGGCUAAAAAUCCCAGCAAUCCUAAUUUCAAUCACGCUCUAUUCGAAUCUGUCGCUUUGUCAAUCAAAAUCGUUUGCACGAAUAUCAAACAACCUGAAGCUGUAGCUUCUUUCGAAGGAGAGCUCUUCCCAGUUUUUCAAAUUAUACUUCAACAAGAUGUGCUCGAAUUUCUCCCUUACGUGUUUCAAUUAUUAGCCAUGUUAUUGGAAUUCCGAAACAAAGGUGAUCCUAUUCCGGUACCUUACUGGGAACUGUACCAAUUCCUUUUGACGCCAGUUCUAUGGGAAAGGAGUGGUAAUAUCCAUCCAUUAGUCAGACUAAUCACCGCUUACAUCACCAGAGUGAAUCCUACCGAAAUGUCAUCUAAAAUACAUCUCAUGGCUGUGUUGGGCGUUUUCCAAUUACUAAUUGCGAGUAAAGCGAACGACCACGAAGGAUUGCAUUUACUGAGAAUGUUGAUCGAAAACUGCCCCAACGAAUUAAUGCAACCGAAUAUGAAACAAAUAUUCAUCGUCCUUCUGCAACGAUUGACUCAAAAGAAAACUGAUAAAUUCGUCAGAGGGCUAGCAGCAUUUUUCUGUUUCUAUAUCAUUAAUCAUAAUCCUACCGAUAUGAUCAGUUUGUUGAAUUCUUUACAAGAAAAUUUAUUUGUGAUGAUAAUCGAGCGAAUAUUACUCAGUGAAGUUUCCUUGAAUACAACGGUCGUUGAUAAGAAAAUCAUCAUCGUCGGAUUAACCAAGCUAUUAACCGAAGUUCCAGAAUUUAUCGAUGGUGCUUACUCUGCUCUUUGGCCAGCAGUAUUAAAACAAAUCCUCAAAGCUGCCAGUUCGACCGAAAUAGCCGUACCUAAAUUGGACGAAAUUGAUUUAAUCGAGAUGGCAAAAAGUGGUUACGAAGUUGCCUAUUCUAAACUAGUAUACGCCAGUAAACCUGAAUACGAUCCUCUCCUAGGUAUCGGCGACGUUAUUCCAUAUUUCGCCAGAAAUCUAUCUACUUUAUCGCAAAGGUAUCCUGGCAGAUUAGCUAAUAUUAUCAGUAGUAAUUUAACAGUCGAAGAACAACAGCUACUCCAAGGCUAUUUGCGUUCAGCCGGUGUCCAGUUGUAAAUCUACUCGAAAUUUUAACAGAUAAAAGAUGGAAUUUUUAAUUUUGUUCUCAGUGUUUUAUUUCAUACGCUUAUGUAUUUUAUAAAAAAAUAAAUGUUUGUAAUUUCAUAAA
Molecule: messenger RNA, 3259 nt
Organism: Planococcus citri (citrus mealybug)
Lineage: Eukaryota; Metazoa; Arthropoda; Insecta; Hemiptera; Pseudococcidae
Gene: Cse1
Product: chromosome segregation 1
Exons: 21
Coding region: 238-3147 (969 amino acids)
Biological process (GO): protein import into nucleus; protein export from nucleus
Cellular component (GO): cytosol; nuclear envelope
Molecular function (GO): small GTPase binding; nuclear export signal receptor activity
Source: RefSeq, a predicted model, not a curated record